Molecule: messenger RNA, 1122 nt
Organism: Malassezia japonica
Lineage: Eukaryota; Fungi; Basidiomycota; Malasseziomycetes; Malasseziales; Malasseziaceae
Exons: 2
Coding region: 1-1122 (373 amino acids)
Biological process (GO): translation
Cellular component (GO): ribosome; cytosolic large ribosomal subunit
Molecular function (GO): RNA binding; structural constituent of ribosome
Source: RefSeq, a predicted model, not a curated record
AUGGCUGCUCGUCCUACUGUGAACGUUCGAGGAGUCGACGGUGCGGCUACGGGCUCGCUGCCUCUUCCGGCGGUGUUCACUGCCCCGAUCCGCCCGGAUGUCGUCGCGGCUAUUCACUCCAACAUUGCCAAGAACAAGCGUCAGCCUUACGCCGUUGCUUCCAACGCCGGUCACCAGACCUCGGCUGAGUCGUGGGGUACUGGUCGCGCUGUCGCCCGUAUCCCCCGUGUUGGCGGUGGUGGUACCCACCGUUCGGGCCAGGCUGCCUUUGGUAACAUGGCUCGCGGCGGUCACAUGUUCGCCCCCACCAAGGUCUGGCGCCGCUGGUUCAUCAAGACUAACCAGGCCCAGCGCCGCUACGCUACUGCCUCGGCUCUUGCUGCCACUGCUCUCCCCUCGCUGGUGCUCGCUCGCGGCCACCGUGUUGAGGAGAUCGAGGAGGUUCCUCUGAUCGUCUCGAGCGAGGUUGAGUCGUACACCAAGACCAAGGAGGCUGUUGCCGUGCUCAAGGCCCUCAACGCCUACAACGACGUUGUCAAGGUCUCGAACUCGCGCAAGAUCCGCGCCGGUGUUGGUAAGCUGCGCAACCGCCGUCACACCCAGCGCCGCGGCCCUCUUGUCAUCUACAACGAGGACAAGGGUCUCGUCAAGGCUUUCCGCAACCUGCCCGGUGUGGAGCUCGUCAGCGUGCACAGCCUCAACCUCCUCCAGCUCGCCCCCGGUGGCCACCUUGGCCGCUUUGUGAUCUGGACCGAGGACGCUUUCAAGCAGCUUGACAGCAUCUUCGGCACCUACGAGUCCGCCUCGGAGGUCAAGUCUGGCUUCCGCCUCCCCGCUGCCAAGAUCUCCAUGCCCGAUGUCACUCGUCUCAUCAACUCGGAUGAGAUCCAGAGCGUCGUUCGCCCGGCUGGCCCGAAGCAGACCAAGCGCCCUUUCACGCAGAAGAAGAACCCUCUGCGCAACCGCGCUGUUCUCUUCCGCCUCAACCCUUACGCCCAGGCUUCGAUCCGCAACGAACUCCGCGAGCAGGCCCAGCGCCAGGCUGGCAAGCUCAAGAAGAACACCAAGACUCCCCGUACCACCACGAGCCCGGAGUUCUUCGAGCAGCUCCUUGCCCCGUAA